Acytostelium subglobosum LB1 is the source of this 240-nucleotide messenger RNA. RefSeq lists its product as hypothetical. NCBI's taxonomy places the organism in Eukaryota, Evosea, Eumycetozoa, Acytosteliales, Acytosteliaceae. The transcript has a single exon. Bases 1 to 240 code for a protein of 79 amino acids. The record is from RefSeq and is a predicted model, not a curated record.
AUGAUCACAUUAGCAAAAUACAGACAUGUCGAGCAACACAACUACAACAACAUCUACAACAUCGACAACAUCGACAACAUCGACAACAUCGACAACAUCAACAACAACGACUACAACAAACAAUGCAGCACUAGUGCGAUCUACAAUGACGAAGCCGAUAACGAUGAAAGACUGUCUUCAUUUGGGCUGCACAAGGUCCUUCUCGGACUAUGGCAACAUGAGCAAUCAUUGCUCAACUGA